CAAUUUAUGGAUCCCGGAAUUUCCAAUGUAAGAAAACAUAGUUUUUAUCAUUUCAUUCCCUUGUUGUCAAAAUAAAUAAACCAUUAAAUACCAAAGUUUCAUCACAAAUUAUCAAACACACUCUUUUUUGUUACUUCCUCAUCACACCAUUUAGCUUCGUUCUCUCCGUCAUUUCAACAAACACAAUGCAAUCACUUCAGCAUCAACUACCCUUCACUCUUCGCCCUUCACCACUCGAACCACUUCGCAAAAAACCCUCCAAUGCGGCCACCACCGCCGCCAGAACCCCAAAGAGACUCUCCGUCGUCUCUUCCUCCGUCACCACCGCCGCUCCUCAAAGAGAGAAGGAUCCCAAGAAGCGUGUCGUGAUCACUGGCAUGGGUGGCGUCACUGUACAUGGCAACGAUGUCGACAUUUUCUACGAAAAGCUUCUCGCCGGUGAUAGUGGGAUCACAUUGAUUGAUAGGUUUGAUGCUUCCAAAUUCCCUACUCGGUUCGCUGGUCAGAUCCGUGGGUUUAGCUCCGAGGGUUACAUCGACGGGAAGAAUGACCGGAGGCAGGAUGAUUGUCUCCGGUACUGCAAUGUCGCCGGGAAGAAAGCACUUGAAGAUGCUGGUCUCGGUGCCGAAAAUCUUGAUAAGAUUGAUAAAGAACGUGCUGGUGUUUUGGUUGGGUCAGGAAUGGGUGGUUUAACGGUGUUUUCUGAUGGAGUUAAGAAUCUGAUUGAAAAGGGACAUAGAAAGAUAUCACCUUUUUUUAUUCCCUAUGCUAUUACCAAUAUGGCUUCAGCUUUACUUGGGAUUGAUUUAGGUUUCAGAGGUCCAAAUUAUUCUAUUUCAACUGCUUGUGCUACUUCAAAUUAUUGCUUUGUUGCUGCUGCCAAUCACAUUCGUAGGGGUGAAGCUGAUUUGAUGAUUGCGGGUGGUACUGAAGCUGCUAUUAUUCCUAUUGUUGGGGGUUUUGUUGCUUGCAGGGCACUUUCUCAGAGAAAUGAUGACCCUAAAACGGCUUCUAGGCCUUGGGAUAAAGACCGUGAUGGAUUUGUUAUGGGUGAAGGUGCUGGAGUUUUGGUGAUGGAAAGCCUGGAACAUGCCAUGAAGCGAGGUGCGCCUAUCAUUGCUGAAUACUUGGGAGGUGCUGUAAACUGUGAUGCUUAUCAUAUGACUGAUCCAAGAUCUGAUGGGCUUGGCGUGUCUUCAUGCAUCCAGAGCAGUCUUGUAGAUGCCGGUGUGUCACCCGAGGAGGUCAAUUACAUAAAUGCACAUGCAACUUCCACUCUUGUUGGUGACUUGGCAGAGAUCAAUGCUAUCAAAAAGGUUUUCAAGAACCCAUCUGGCAUCAAAAUUAAUGCCACCAAGUCUAUGAUAGGGCACUGCCUUGGCGCAGCUGGGGGUUUGGAAGCUAUUGCCACAAUAAAAGCCAUAACAACAGGAUGGCUGCAUCCAUCAAUCAAUCAAUUCAAUCCAGAACCUGCAGUUGAUUUUGAUACGGUGGCAAAUGUCAAGCAGCAGCAUGAAAUCAAUGUUGGCAUUUCAAAUUCAUUUGGAUUUGGUGGACACAACUCUGUCGUGGCUUUUUCCGCUUUCAGACCCUGAUUGCCAAGCUUGCCUGCUCUUCUUCAUGUAGAACAACUACAACCCAUGUCAUAGAGAUUCGACAACGUUUUACGUUGGCUAUUGAGGCCUAACACAAGCCUCUUCUUUCAUUUGGGCUUGGAACCGGCUAUGCAUAGCAAGGCUCUUCAUGUAGAACAUGGAAUCUAAAUUAAUUAAAAUUUUGUUCUCUGUGCAUCGUUGAGUCUAUUUAUUGAGUCCAUCCAUAAUAUUUAAAAGCUGUAGUCCUGUAAUUGUUCAUUUUAUGCUAAUUUUGAACAGAUAGUUAGCUCCAAAGAUUGUUUUGCUGUAGAACUUUUUAAAUGUAGCACGGAGAUUUCAUUGUUUGGUAGGGAGACUUGCGGAUAGAAAAUGCCAAAAGAGCUUAUUUGAGCAUUCUUCCUUAUUGUUAAGUAAAGAUAUUUAAUAACAAGCAUGUAUUUAUGGUACUUAUUGUUAUUGAAUCUUUGUUGGUUA
This is a messenger RNA of Medicago truncatula (barrel medic), 2069 nucleotides long. Its product is annotated as 3-oxoacyl-[acyl-carrier-protein] synthase I, chloroplastic. The record is from RefSeq and is a predicted model, not a curated record. Gene Ontology annotation, cellular component: mitochondrion. Gene Ontology annotation, molecular function: 3-oxoacyl-[acyl-carrier-protein] synthase activity. Gene Ontology annotation, biological process: fatty acid biosynthetic process. NCBI's taxonomy places the organism in Eukaryota, Viridiplantae, Streptophyta, Magnoliopsida, Fabales, Fabaceae.